AACAAGCAAUUUACACAAUCUCUUCUCUUAUCUCCUCAUCUUUCAUUCUUCUCUUUUCAAUUCUCACUUUACAGACUGCCAAUCCAUCGAACCAGACAAGGGUGGUCUAAAAAAAAUGGCCUUGCAGGCACCCGUAGGGCUUCAGCCCACGAAAUCUUCAUCUCCACCGGCUUCUCCUUUAGCUCCCACUGGCAAUGUCGGUCUGCGCCGUCCCAUUGAUCGUUUCGCUUUGCGAUCUUCUUUCUUUUCUUCUUCAUCGCUUCAAUUGUUCAUCUCUCCGAACCAGGCUCAGCCUCUCGCUGCUGCUCCCAGAUUCUCCAUGCGAGUUGCUUCUAAACAAGCUUACAUUUGUCGUGAUUGCGGGUAUGUAUACAACGACAGGACCCCAUUUGAGAAGCUCGCUGAUAAUUAUUUCUGUCCCGUUUGUGGUGCUCCCAAACGGAGGUUUAGGCCAUAUCAGCCUGCGGUGACCAAAAAUGCAAAUGAUAUAGAUGUCAGAAAAGCAAGAAAAGCACAAAUGAAGAGAGACGAGGAUAUUGGGAGAGCAUUGCCUAUUGCUAUCGUGAUCGGAAUUGUGGCACUUGCUGCUUUAUAUUACUACGUCAACAACUUAGCAUAGGUUUAAUCACACCGAA
Carica papaya (papaya) is the source of this 635-nucleotide messenger RNA. RefSeq names its product Rubredoxin-like superfamily protein. Gene Ontology annotation, molecular function: iron ion binding. The record is from RefSeq and is a predicted model, not a curated record. Lineage: Eukaryota; Viridiplantae; Streptophyta; Magnoliopsida; Brassicales; Caricaceae.